Messenger RNA from Arabidopsis arenosa, 1868 nucleotides. The record is from the annotation of a GenBank genome assembly. NCBI's taxonomy places the organism in Eukaryota, Viridiplantae, Streptophyta, Magnoliopsida, Brassicales, Brassicaceae.
AUUUUCUCGAGAAAAUUCAGAAAGAAAAUCUCCAUUGUUGCGUUCUCUCUGGGAAAAUCAUAUUCAAAUAAAGAAGUUUUUCCUUUCGAUCAUUGAGAUGGAUCCAGAUCGACCAGUAAUGCAAAACGAUGCAGGGAAACGAAACGCCACUUGUGUUUCAGCUCUUAAUAUGAUAAUCAAGUCUCUAUGGGACAUUAGCGUUUUCGCAAGCUCCAGAGACGAUGAACCUGUUUUUCAUGAGUUCCUUCUCAACGAUCUAAGUCUCAAACAUCCUCUGGAAGCAAAUAGUGUUUUUGAUCUGUUUCUAAACAUCUUGGAGGCUCUGCCUAACUGGGGUUCGUACUUUGAAGUAUACGAAGUGGCGAAAAAGAUUUGCAAUCGAUGCAAGAUGGAUUUGGAAUAUCCGACUGAACGUUCUUUUGGUCUUAUCAUCAAUGCUAGUUCACUCAGAGAAUCUGCAUUCAAGGAUUUUACAUUUGAGAAUAUCGUUAAGGUCAUCAAGAUGAACUUAAAGAUGCCUUGUGAUAAGGAAGGAUGUGGGAAACAAAACUAUGUUCAACGUAUGAUUAACAAUCUUCCAUCUGUUUUCACAAUUGCACUUGAGUGGACAAAGAAUGAGACUGCAGGAGAAAUAUACGAUACUGCUUCUGUUCUGGCGACUGAGAUUGAUGUUAGUGUGAUAUACCAAUGCGAAGCUGACAAUCGAUAUACCAAGUUCCGUCUUGUCUCAAUGGUUUGCUCGGAUGGAGAUCGAUACAACUGUGUAGCUUAUGAAAACAAUAGAUGGGUUAUUGGAGACUGGGAUAGUGUUGUCAGCAUUUGUUUAACGCAGAGUAUUCGACCCCAGAUUCUGUUUUUUGAAAGCGAUAUGAGAUCCCCUAGAACCCUAGAGAUACCCUCCUCUCCCUUCAGCACUUGUAACGGUUUGGCCUUUAACAUAAAUCCUGAUUUGAACUACUUUGAGCAAAUUGUUCCUUAUGGGAUUCCUGAUAAACAAGUUACAUCGUUGCGAAGAGAGACGGAUACCUUGCUUCCUUCAGAAGAAGUUAUUCAUGAGCAGUUGGUUUCUUGUUUAGCCAAAGCUUUUUCUUAUGAUCUUGUUGUGUGGAAGGAAGAUCCUUCAGUCAUUUUGGUCACCCAAGAUAACGAAUAAUCUGGUUUGACACAGUUUUGAUUUCUGCUUGACAUCAUUGGUUGCUGGAUUUGGCCUGUUUUUUAAAAAAAAUCUAGUAAACGUCUCAGCUUUGUCUUUCUUACAUCAAAAGUUUCUGCCUUACAUUUUUGUAUGAGACAAUGAGUAAGAUCUGAAUCUUUUCUGAUUGAUGUUCAGGUUUCUUGGUGAGAGGCCAUUUAAUUGGCGAUACUGAAGGUGCCACUGCAGUUCUUUAGCCAUGAAUGAGAGAGUAUGUUCACAAAUUUUUUCCUUUCCCUUCUUGUAGUACUUAGCUUUCUGUUUUUGUUUGAGUUUAUGAUUCUUAUGAUACCAUUAUUUGGUUUUUAUGUCUGCAUGAUUGUUUACUGUUGAGUUUCUUGUGAAUGUAGGAAUAUGUGAUGUUCCAAGUAAAAAAUUUCAAGUUGAUGAAGAGAAUAUCUGUUUCCAAGAGAAGGUAAGACUGCUAGUCCUUUUUCAAUCAAAAUUUGGUUUGCUUUGUACAUAAGUGUAUACUUUUAAACAAUCGAAAUGAGAUACUUAACUCUGGGAUACAUAUGUAGUUUCAGGCUUUUAUGUUAUUCACGUUGGAACCUUAAGCCAGACAAGAACCCUAGCCAAGGUUAUGUCUGGUUCUUAUCUUCCUGGUUCAAAGUCUUUUUUUCUUUCUUAUUGAACAUAAACAGAGAAAAGAAUGGAAUAAAGGGACGAUUAGGAU